UUGAUAUAUAUAAAUAAAAUAGUAUAAAUUAAUGUACCCUUUCCGAUAUUAUAAUCCCAAAAAAUUUAUUGUUUCUGUUGCAGAUACACUGAGCUAAGCGUGGCUAAGUUGCGACCAAGAUAGCGAACCUGUCGAAAGGACUUUCGGCCGGUCCCGCCGGGGGACUAGGCUUCGUUGGCAUCCUGCCCUGCUCGAUCCAGUGGCAACCGCCGGGUAAGGCGCCCAAGCUGCUGAGCUGCUCCACCGGCGCACGCUCCAGCUCCCAGCCAUAUCCAAUGCCCGCCUCCGUCUCCUCAAAUAGCAACAGCAAUGACAGCAGCAAUGGCCACGGUUGCUGCCAGGACUGUGCAUGUUGCAAGCAGGCCUACGAGCAUUUGCCAGUGCCACGCUUGCGACAUCAACAACCGCCUCCCCCGCUGUACCACUCACCGAAGCAACAUCAGCAGCAGCUGCAGCAGCAGCAACAGGUUAGCUGCAUCACGACUCUGCAGCAGACAACAACGACACAGCAGCUGCCACAGAUUCCGACAGGAACAACCUCGAACUAUUGCCUCAUGCCGACAACGACAACCUCUAAUACGUACGUGAGCAAUGUGAAGCCGGAGCAACUACGGCAACAUUGUCAUUCGCACUGCGAUGGACACAACACCAAUAUGCAAUCCUUUGGCAGCAGCAGCAACAUGACACCUGCGGUAUACCAGAGUUCACCUGCGGUCUACCAGACUUCAGCUGCUCAGUCGAUGAUCUUCGUUCCGUUCAUGUUGCCCAUGCAGCAGCAGCAGCAUCAGCAACAUUUGCAGCAGCAACCGCCUUUGCCGCCAUCGGAGGAUUGCAAACCAUUGUUGCGGCCCAAAAGCGUUCCGCCCCCGCCGCAGCCACCCCCUUUGCUGAGCAAUUUUCCACCUCUGCUGCAACCGCCACUUCUCCAGCCACCUGUGGUCUGUCCCCCGCCUGCCGCCCGAACACCUGCAAUGCCCAUGACGUCACUCGUGCCCACACUGCCACAGCCCACAAGCCGCAGUGUUAGAAGCCUCAAAUCCGCAGCUGCGGCAGCCGUCAGCGUUUAUCAGCGGAAUGGCAAAUUGCCCAGGAGCCUGCCCGCUCUGCGUGCCAUGGAAGUGGCUCUGCGUACCAACUCCUUUGCCACGCCCCCUCGAGUAGCAGCAGCAGAGCGGACCGAAGGAGGCCAAGGAGAUGGCAGCGAUGCCGGCCAGGACAUGGAGGACAGUGACGAGGAAAUGGAGUACAUGCCGCCGUUGCAUAAUUUUGCCAGCUUUAAUGGCGAGUUCGAGAGUUAA
This is a messenger RNA of Drosophila serrata, 1298 nucleotides long. RefSeq lists its product as uncharacterized. Lineage: Eukaryota; Metazoa; Arthropoda; Insecta; Diptera; Drosophilidae. The record is from RefSeq and is a predicted model, not a curated record.